Molecule: messenger RNA, 1153 nt
Organism: Oryza sativa Japonica Group (Japanese rice)
Lineage: Eukaryota; Viridiplantae; Streptophyta; Magnoliopsida; Poales; Poaceae
Source: RefSeq, a predicted model, not a curated record
GUGGUGGUCGUCGUCGACUCGCCCGCACGCACACGCCCGCGGCCGAGCCACUCUUCUCCGCACGCGGUGCCCGUCUGCUACUCUGCCGUGUUGGCCGCCGCGCCCACCUUUCCUCCCCCGCCCCUUUCCGCUAAAGCCGCCGUGUUCAUCGCGUCGGCGACCUACCUACCUACCCUCCUUACUCCGAACUCAGGCAGGCUCUCGUCUCUUCUUCCUCCCUCCUCCCUCUCUCGCCCCAAGCCCUAAAUGGCGGCGCAGGGGAUCGCGGAGGCGGUGCAGGCCUACACGGGCCUCUCCCCGGCGGCGGCCGUCACCAUCCUGGCCCUCAUGCUCGCCACCUACCUCCUCGUGUCCUCCCUGUUCGUCGCCCCGGACGCCGCGCCCCCCAAGCCGCCUCCGCAGCGGAAGGAGGAAGAGCAGCAGCAGCAGCAGGAGGAGGAGGAGGCGGGGGCGUUUGUGCCUUAUCCGGACCCUGUACAGGUGGGCGAGAUCACGCUCGAGCAGCUCGCGGCCUACGACGGCAAGGACCCCGCGAAGCCGAUCCUCAUCGCCAUCCGCGGCCAGGUCUACGACGUCACGCGCGGGAGGCUCUUUUAUGGUCCUCAAGGACCAUAUUCCUUGUUUGCUGGGAGGGAUGCAACUCGGGCCCUUGCAUUGAUGUCGUUUGACCCUAUUGACCUCACUGGAGAUUUGGAUGGCCUUGGUCCAGACGAGCUAGAGGUCUUGCAAGAUUGGGAAGAUAAGUUUAAAGAGCGGUAUCCUACGGUGGGCCACCUUGCUUCAGAAAAUGCAGCGGAUGGUAACCACGGUGGCGCAGCUUGAUCACGAGGAAGGAAUGCUUUACUCCAUCGGUUUGUCAGUUUCUCUGUUCUUUUUUACUGGAUUGCAAGUGGGUAGAUCUGAUCAUAUGAUGCUCUGGUAGGCUCUGUUGCUUGUGUGCUGUUGUCGUGCGUGACUAAUGUACCAGCUUUCCCCAUCUGCUUUUAUUUUGGUUUGCAGUGGAUGAGGAGGAAAUUUUGAGCGACUUGACUAAAAACUUGAGCUGUGACUCUCUUGAGUGCUCAGACCAUGUGUAUAUGCUUUCAAGUUUAUGCCAUAAUUUGCGGCUUACUUCUCGCAAGUCGCAACAAUUAUCUUGCUGGCAGCUAAAGCA